AUGAAAUGGGAUAAAUUUUUAUUCAAUUGGAAUACUCCAUAUUUAAUGCAAACUUGGCAUAACGAUUACUUAUCAUCAUUAUCGAAAGCACCCAUCAGUAGAUUGAUUCGUUUCUAUUCAAAAUUGUAUCCUACUGUUACUGCUAAUAUUGGUGACGCUAGUAGUCGUAGUAUGAAUCAGAAUAAGAAGCUGUCGACUGUUAGUUUAUUUCAAGUAUCUAAAGUAUUACCAUCGGCAUCAUCAUCACCAUCAUCGUUCUCAUCUACACUUAGAAAUCAUCAACAGACUAAUUUAGGUCUGGGACUUUUUCAUCCGAAGAAGAAGCGUGUAGACAAAGAUGCUGUCGGUGUCAAACAAUCUGGUUUCCUCAAUAUCUCCGGUUAUGGUUUUGCUCAAUUUACUGAUUUAAAAAUGUUACAUUCUUAUUUAUCAAAACUUGACAUGUACAAAUUUCCAGUAUUACCAUCAGAAUUAUCAUCUGAAGUAUUAUUGGUUUCACAAUUGAAUAAUUCGUCUAUUGAAUGUAAUACUACUGUAAAUAUAUGGGAUGCAUUUAUUUUCAAUAAUGGUGUGGCUGUAUUUUGGAAUAUGCCUGAAGAGAAUCAUCUACAAUUUUUGAGACAAUUUCACGAAUUCAGUCAAGGAUUUUUAGAUGAUAAAUUUAUUGAACGUGAAGAUUUACAAUAUUGUUUAACUAAUGAUGAAACUCGUAUUGUUGGAGAAGAUAUUUAUUUACAAACUUCAUCAUUGGAGCAUUUAACAGAGUGUCCACAGUUACCUCACUCAGGGGAUGUACAAAAAGAUUUUGCUACACAAGACAAUUUAUCAAAUUUGGAGUUGACACCUGUAAUUGAUAAUACGCUAUUGCAGAAAUUUGCAUUUUCUGAUGCUUUAGCUCUAUCAGUUAAGCUUUCCCUUUUGGAGAAUGCAUUCGAUACUGCAGUGAUUGAAAUUGAGCCAUGGAUUGAGAAAAUGAAAACAGGUCAUGGUGCUGGAUUUUGUCAGUCAGCAGUCCUCAGGAAAACUGGUGAAUUAUAUACCAUAAAACAUUUAUUGAAUGUGAGUACAAAUUUGAUAGAAACACCAGAUUUUUACUGGGAAAGACCAGAAGUUGAGAAAUUAUUUGAAAAGCUGAAAAGUGUAUUAACUAUCUCAUCUAGAAUAAGGGUAUUAAAUUCUCGUUUGGAUAUGUGUAAUGAAUUGACAUCACUUGUGACCAAUCAUUUACGCUCAAUUCAUUCAACACGUUUAGAAUGGAUGAUAAUUAUUUUAAUUCUUGUUGAAGUUGUUUUUGAAGCUCUGAAUUAUUAUGAUAAAAAAAACAAACAAAAGUCAUAUUAA
Molecule: messenger RNA, 1341 nt
Organism: Trichobilharzia regenti
Lineage: Eukaryota; Metazoa; Platyhelminthes; Trematoda; Strigeidida; Schistosomatidae
Source: the annotation of a GenBank genome assembly